GUGACGAGGGACGCCUCACACGGCAGGCGCACCCAGCAGGUAUCGGUACCUGAGAGCAUCGGCAAGUCCCAUCCGACCGGUGGGGGCGGACGAGUGGGCGGCCAAUGGGUGGGCGUCACGGGAGUCUUGGCCGCCCUGCAGGGCUGGGCGCGCUUACCAUACGGUGACCGUACGCGGUAUGGCUGAGUCAGCGCUCGUCUUCCUCGUCUUUGCUUUUCUGUUCUUUUCUUCCAUCCUUCUUUCUUCUCUCUCUCCGGACCUGACAGACAGGGUUCGAUGUACGCCAGGGCUCCGUGAAGUAAUCGCUCGAUUGCCACCCAGUGCACCAGGCACGCAUCUGAUCUCUUCUCGUCUCUCGUGUGCCACUUCUAUCGUCAUCCAGUGGCUCGAGCCCAACCACUAAACAAACUAACGCCGACUAGCCAGAGGGUCCGCUCCGCCAAGCCGCGAGUGCGCAGCCCUUCCGCGAGUGAGACUGGCGCUCGCCUGGCAAAUCCCCGCCGGGUCUCCUCCUGCCGCCUCUGGGCGUCGCAUCUGAUUCUGAUUCCUUCCCCAGACCUUCCCUCCAUCGUCAUCAGAGUCAGUAUGUCGGUCUUGGCCCGACUCUUGGAUUUCUUGGUCUUCGCUUCCUGAUUUUUCGCGGCCUCUUACCCGGGAGCCCUCGCCCUCUUUCUCCCCCUCUCCCUCUUUUCUCUGCUGCCCAGACUCUUGUCCUUCUCUGGUCGCUUCUUGUUCUCUCUUGUCCUCUCUUGACUUUUUCUUGUCCUUUCUUGUCGACCCUCUGCUGUUUGAUUUUUCGUAACUUUCGGGGUCUCCCCGGCUUGCUUCUGUCGAUUGCCCUCUCCGCCCGGCAAGCUGCGACGGAUCGAUCUAUCUCCAGGUAAGUCCUCCGGGGUCUCCAAUCGCAAAACCGGUUUUCGCUCCCUGCCCCCGUAUCCUGUCCUUUUUGUCGUGGGGGAGUGCCCCUUCCACAUUUAUACUUUCUUAUGUUCCGGUUCCUGUCGGUCGACUUUCUCCCACGAGUGCUGCCGCUAAGCAAUGUCGUCCCCCUUGCAGAGAGAACGAGAGGAUCCCUCAUCCAGCCCCAGAACGAGCUCGCGGAAACCUUUGACCUCUUCCCUCGCCCAGAACGCCUCGCGCGUCAUCGUUCGGACUUAUCUUGCCUUUCCUCCGAGGCAUGCCGAGAUCCACGUCGGACCUGAUUCUUCCGUUCUCCGAUUGAUCGACCGAUUUUCGGGGUGUGCAACCCCUAGCAUAAGGCGAUAAAAAGGACUUCUGUCUCCAGGGAUAACAAUAAUUGUGCGAUAAAGACAAAACGAGCGUAAGGACCCUGGCAAGCGCUGUUGUACGCGGAGGGACGCUCCGGGCUCUAGAUAACAAGGCUCCCGACGAGGUCCACUUGGUCCCUCCAGUCCAAUCAUGGCCUGGGAACAUUUGGAUAUCGAUAAGCCUCACCUGGCGUACAUGAUCCUGGGCGGGUUCACCGGCCUGUUCAUGCUGUGUUCCCUGUUCGUCAAGGAGAAACUGUACAUUGGUGAGGCGACGGUCGCGACCCUGUGCGGGAUCAUCUUCGGGCCCCAUGCGGCGAAUCUCUUCAAUCCCAUGGAAUGGGGAAAUGUCGACAAGAUCACCUUGGAAUGCUCUCGCAUUGUCCUGGUGGUACAAUGUUUUGCCGUCGGCGUCGAACUGCCGAAGGCCUACAUGGAACGUCACUGGAAAUCGGUCUUUCUGUUGCUGGUGCCGGUCAUGACCUGGGGUUGGUUGAUUACAAGUCUGUUCAUCUGGUGGAUGGCGCCUCUCUCCUGGCUCGAAGCGCUAGUGUGUGCGGCAUGUGUGACGGCCACCGAUCCUGUGUUGGCCUCGUCCGUCGUAGGUAAGGGUAAAUUCGCCAAGCGGGUGCCCAAGCAUUUGCGAGAUCUGCUGUCCGCCGAGUCCGGCUGCAAUGACGGCAUGGCGUUUCCAUUCAUCUACCUAUCUUUUUACAUUCUGCACUACCGUCCCGAUGCCGGCAAGGUGUCCCUGAACUGGUUCUGUGUCACUAUCCUCUACGAAUGUAUCGUCGGGGCGAUCUUCGGCUUUCUGAUUGGAUACUUCGCGCGUCAUGCCAUCAAGUUUGCGGAACGCAAGCAGCUGAUCGAUCGUGAAAGUUUCUUGGUGUUCUAUUUCGUACUUGCGGUCUUCUGUGCGGGUUCCGGCAGUUUGCUGGGCAUGGAUGAUCUCUUGAUCGGAUUCGCCUGCGGUGUCGGAUUCAGUAAUGAUGGUUGGUUUACGGAGAAGACGGAGGAGUCGCACGUGUCCAACGUCAUCGAUCUACUGCUGAACCUGGCCUACUUCGUCUAUUUUGGAUCUAUCAUUCCCUGGGAGGAUUACAACAACCCCGACAUCGGUCUGACUCCGUGGCGACUGGUCGUGAUUGCCCUCCUCGUCAUCUUCUUCCGCCGCAUCCCCAUCAUGUUAAUUUUGAAGCCUAUUAUACCGGACGUGAAAACAUGGCGAGAAGCCCUGUUCGCCGGUCAUUUUGGACCCAUCGGAGUCGGUGCCAUUUUCGCGUGUAUUCUGGCGAGAGCCGAGCUAGAGAACGGCAACACUCAACCGGAUCCAACUAAUGAACUACCACAGGCCGGGUCGCCGGACUACUACGUCGUUCGGCUGAUAUGGCCGAUCACAACGUUCAUGGUCAUCUCGUCGAUUUUGGUGCAUGGCUCGUCAAUUGCCGUUUUUACGCUCGGAAAGCGCAUCAACACCUUGACCAUCACGCUGUCCUACACACAGGCCAAUGAAGAGGGCCCGUCCUGGAUGAACCGUCUGCCGCGUGUGCAGUCCAUUGCCAAGGGCUCUAUGUCCUUCCGGAAAGCGGAUGAGUUGGAAGAAUCGUCAAACGAACCGGAAUAUCCCCCGGGUACCCUUCCUCCCAUCGGCGUUCCUGGUAACUUCCUGCGCCGACAGCGGGAUGAAGAUGCCGACUCACCUCCCGGGCGGCCGCGUAGCCAACGACCUCGUCGCCGUCGCCGUCGUGGUGAUGCCGGGGCCGGCGGCCCUAUCAGUCAAUCUGCAAUCGCACCUCAACGACAGCCAGAAACAGAAGACGAGAAGCUCGAAGAUGAAGAGGAACGGUCUGAACGUGAAAGAAUUGAGCGCGAAGGCUCCCCGCCGUCCAAGGAACGCGAUCGUUUCGGACGCGAGGCGGGUCUUGAAGUGUAUUUGGAAGGACAUAACCUUAUCAUUGAAGAUGAGGAAGGUAACGUUCUGAGAACGGAGAACAUCAGUCACAAAUCCCCCAGCGAACAGCAGCAGCACGUCGAAGAAGAGCGCCAGAAGGUGCAAAGGGCGAGGUCGGAACAGCUCGCCAAAUCGCACAGUCAACCCAACGGCAAGCCCGAUAGUGGCGAUGGUGUGCAGCCCGUGGCAGAGGAUAAGACCGCUUUCGAAAAGGCCCGCAAACGGUUCGGCGACUGGAUGGGCUUCGGCAAGGGCCGCGCUACCGAGGCCGACUCUCAGCCCGGUCAGCCUUCCGAGAAGACUGAUACAGCUGCCGCAUCUGGCAAGCCUUCGAAGCCAAAGGCUCGCUCGGCGCACGCGUACCAGUUUGGCAAUACGAUCAUCGUCGAGGACGAGGAUGGGGAGGUUAUCAAGAAAUACUCCAUUCCCUCGGCUGGUUCCUCUUCGGCCGCCGGCGCCGCUGGCGCCGCCUCCACGCCCGACAAGAAGCCUGAUGCUGGUGCCGCUGCACCCGUGCGCCGCGGUAUCACGCGCAUGGGAACCUGGUUCGGUCAGGGAGAAGCCGAAUCAUCUCAAGCCGCCAAGAGCAAGAAGGCGGCCGAUGACGAUUGGCUGGCUGAUGACGGACUUCGUUUCACGGUGGCGGAAGACGACAGCAUCGGAAAGAGGGGGGUUGGUCAUAAAGGACAGCGGAUGAACAAGCACGAAUUUGUCAACCAGCUUCGCGGUCUCGGGCCCAAAGCCCGUCGUGAGCUGGUCGAGGAAACCGACGCUCCGGAGCGAGUCAAGGAUGUCGCCCGCGGCGAAGAGAAGGAAGCCGUCAAGGAGGAGCGCCGCCGUUCCUCUGCCGGGGUGCCUGCUCAGGCACCCGCCGGAGACACUCAACAACAGCAAGCUGCCCCAGCAGCUGACGAUGACGACGAAUUCACUACUGACAGUAGCGACAUGACCGAUGAGGGAUCUGACCGAGGGGCGCCGGGUGGUAAUGUCGCCGCUUCCUUGGCUCGCUUUACUCGCGGGACUGCCGCCGACGAACGCCGCACCAGCGCUCUGGAUGCCUCAGCUAGUCCUCGGCCGCGCAGAGAUUCUGAGGACGACGGCACGGCGCGUGUACCGCCCUCGAAGUUGCGAGAGGCGGCUGGUCUCACACGCCCUCCCCAGGAAGCCGAUUUGGACGAUACCGGCGAGACUCCGGCUGAACGGCGCCGUCGUCUAGCCGCCCUCGGUGAAGAUGACUCGGACGAGGCCGUUGAGGAGUCCGACAGCGAGGAUGACGGCGAGUUCCGUCAGGUGCCCGGCAAGAUAUCAUUUGCGGAUGGUACCAAGCCUGCGCGAACCCGAACCGAUGAAGGAAGUUCGAGCGAGGGUAACGGAUCUGGGUCGUCGAACCGAGGACACCGGCCUCGAAUUUCCUGGGGCGGCGAGAAGGGUCGAGAGACCUGAAGAUUUGAACCAAAAGAAAGCGAUGAAAAAAGAAAAAAAACAACACUUUACUAUGAUCAAUUAAACGGCCAGGAGAGGCGGUGAGCUUAGUUGGCACUUGCGGUGAGAGAAGAACCAAGAAAACCAAGGAAAAAUACACCCUCUUAUGUGUCAUAGGAUGGGCACAGCAUGGCGAAUUUUCAUAUAGAUUUUGUUCAGCUGCUACUUCAUACUGCCCGAUUUGCUGGACCCUUGACUCUCUUGUGUUGCCGAGCGACUCCCAUUGCAUGAGUGUUUGUUAUGUAUAGAAUUUUUUGCAAGCUUCUUUUACCUUUUGUCGGUUCUCUCUAUUUGGUUGCCUCGGACCACUCAGAAUCCUGCUGCCUGAAUUCUGGACCAAGAUCGAACUGUUUCUUGUAAUUAGAUUUGGCUCCGUCUCUAUUUUCUUUUUUUCUGUUUUUUCUAUUCUUUCUUUCUUUUGUGUCCUGUGGUAUGUCCCAUUAUCCAUUAACUGUUAGAUCGAAGCAG
Molecule: messenger RNA, 5169 nt
Organism: Aspergillus melleus
Lineage: Eukaryota; Fungi; Ascomycota; Eurotiomycetes; Eurotiales; Aspergillaceae
Gene: CNH1
Product: Na+/H+ antiporter Nha1
Exons: 1
Coding region: 1420-4662 (1080 amino acids)
Biological process (GO): regulation of membrane potential; intracellular potassium ion homeostasis; sodium ion export across plasma membrane
Cellular component (GO): plasma membrane
Molecular function (GO): sodium:proton antiporter activity
Source: RefSeq, a predicted model, not a curated record